GUAAUCAUCUCCCACGGUAAAACCGUGAUACGCUCGGUCUCUGGCUCUCUGCUGAAGUGCUCCUUCACUGUCGCAUUCCUCUUUCUGAGGCAUGAUAUAUUAGCGAACUUGUAUAUGCUCCAGAAGAAGAGAAGCAACGUAAAUUCUAAAAAUGGCGAAGAGCUAUGCGAGAGAGAACGUGCCCCUAUCGAGAUUCGGAGUACUGGUGGCGCAAUUGGAAUCAAUAGUCGCCUCUGCAGCUCACAAGCCUCCCGACCCUCUCCUCUGCUUUGAUCUCCUCUCCGAUCUCAUCUCAGCCAUCGAUGAAGAGCCCAAGGAAUCAAUACUGCUAUGUCAGAGGAAAUGUGAAGAUGCUCUUUAUUCUCUACUUGUGCUUGGUGCAAGAAAGCCAGUGCGGCACUUGGCAUCUUUGGCUAUGGCUAGGGUCAUACAAAAGGGUGAUUCCAUUUCAAUAUAUUCCAGAGCUAGCAGUUUGCAGGGAUUCCUCUCAGAUGGAAAGAAAAACGAGCCUCACCGAUUUGCUGGUGCUGCUGAGUGCUUGGGUGAAUUGUAUCGCUACUUUGGGAGACGGAUUACUUCUGGAUUACUUGAAACAACUGCAAUUCUCACAAAAAUGUUGAAGUUCAAUGAGGACUUUGUGAGACAUGAAGGUUUUCACAUGCUUCAGAAUGCUUUGGAAGGAUCAGGUGGCAGUGCUGCUUCCUCAGCAUAUACAGAGGCGUUCCGUAUCAUAAUGCGGACAGGAAUUGGAGACAAAUCAUUUAAUGUUAGAAUAGCUGCGGCUAGAUGCCUGAAGGCAUUUGCAAACAUUGGAGGACCUGGACUAGGUGUUGGAGAGCUUGAGAGUUCAUCUUCUUACUGUGUCAAGGCCCUUGAGGACCCAAUACCAUCUGUUAGGGAUGCCUUUGCUGAAGCCCUUGGAGCACUGCUUGCUCUUGGGAUGAAUCCCAAUGCACAGGUGCAAUUGAGGGGGAAAGCUCAUUUUACUCAAAAAAAACUUGAAGGAGGUCUCGAAAGGCACUUGGUUUUGCCCUUCAUAAAAGCUAGUGGACCUCGUUCAAAAGACUUGCGGGUUGGGCUUACCUUAUCAUGGGUGUCAUUUCUACAGGCCAUUCGCAUGAAGUAUCUUCAACCUGAUAGUGAGCUUGAUAAGUUUGCCACCCAAGUUAUCGACAUGCUUCGUGUAGACAAUUCUUUUGAUGCUCAAGCAGUGGCAUGUGUCCUUUACAUUCUUCGCGUUGGUAUAACGGAUCAAAUGAGUGAAGCUACUCAAAGUGGCUUCUUGGUUGUUUUGAGCAAGCAGCUUCAAUCUCCUGAUGCCACUCCUUCAAUGCGAGUUGCUGCUUUACGUACUCUGUCCUAUGCUUUGAAAACACUGGGCGAGGUGCCUGCAGAAUUCAAGGAAGUUCUUGAUAACACUGUUGUUGCAGCAGUUUCUAAUCAGUCACCACAAGUACGUGUUGAGGCUGCAUUGACAUUGCGUGCUCUUGCUGAGGUUGAUCCUACUUGUAUAGGUGGUUUAAUUUCUUAUGCAGUAACCAUGCUUAGUGCAGUCAGAGAGAACAUUUCAUUUGAGAAGGGAACUAAUUUAAAAGCUGAGCUGGACUGUCUGAAUGGUCAAGCUGCAGUUUUGGCAGCAUUGGUUUCUGUUUCUCCAAAAUCACCUCUUGGUUAUCCAGCUAGAUUGCCCAGAUCAGUUCUUGAAGUUUCCAAGAAAAUGCUUUUAGAAUCAAGUAGAAACCCUACUUCGGCUGCUGUUGAAAAGGAAGCUGGAUGGAUGCUUUUAUCAUCUCUGCUGUCUUCCAUGCCAAAACAGGAGCUUGAAGAAGAAGUUUUUGAUAUUCUUUCUCUAUGGGCAACUGUGUUCAGCAGAAAUCCAGAACGCCAUAUUAGCGAAACAGUAGAUUUGCCAUCAACUUUAUGUGUAUGGUCUGCUGCAAUGGAUACGUUCACAGUGUUUAUAAAAUGCUUUCUUUCAUCUGAUGCUGUAAGCAAGGGGAUCUUACUUCAACCAGUGCAACUAUAUCUUAGUAGGGCCCUUUCCUACAUAUUGCAAUUGGUAGCUAGAGACCACAGGAAUGCAAAACCUGGAGUGGAUGUAUUUAUCAUCAAGACACUGCAAGCUUAUCAGUCCCUUUCUGACCCAAAUGCAUAUAAAAGUGACCAUGCACGCAUUGUUCAUGUUUGCACCACACCAUUUAGGGAAGCUUCUAAAUGUGAGGAAAGCUCAUGCUUGCGCAUGCUUUUAGACAAGAGAGAUGCGUGGCUUGGUCCUUGGAACCCUGGAAGAGAUUGGUUUGAAGAUGAACUUCGUUCAUUCCAAGGGGGAAGAGAUGGUGUAUUGCCUUGUGUGUGGGAACAUGAGCCUCCCAGUUUUCCUCAGCCGGAGACUAUAAGCAAAUCGUUGGUGAAUCAAAUGCUUCUCUCCUUUGGAACCAUGUUUGCUUCCCAGGAUAGUAAGGGCAUGCUCUCACUUCUUGGCACGGUUGAGCAAAGUCUAAAAGCUGGAAAGAAACAGGCUUGGCAUUCUGCUAAUGUCACCAAUAUAUGUGUGGGAUUACUUGCUGGGUUGAAGGCAUUGCAUGCUUUACGUCCUGAGCCCCUAGGACUGGAAGUACUGAAUGCAACACAAUCUAUUUUUCAGAUUAUUUUGGUUGAGGGUGAUAUCACUGCAUCUCAACGCAGAGCACUGUCAGAAGGUCUUGGUCUAGUAGCACGACUUGGGAAUGAUGUAUUCACUGCCAAAUUGACACGAUCUUUCCUUGGUGACAUACAUAGCGGUGCAGAUUCACAUUAUGCUGCUUCAAUUGCCCUUGCGCUUGGCUGCAUUCAUCGCAGUGCAGGGGGAAUGGCAUUGUCAAGUUUAGUGCCUGCUACUGUCAACUCUCUGUCUUCUCUUGCUAAAAGUUCAGUCACUGGUUUGCAAAUUUGGUCUUUGCAUGGACUUCUCUUGACCAUUGAAGCUGCUGGCUUGUCCUAUGUUUCUCAUGUUCAGGCAACACUUGGCCUUGCUACAGAUGUUCUUUUGUCCAAUGAGAUUGGCUCUACUGACCUGCAACAGGGAGUGGGCCGCCUUAUAAAUGCUAUCGUUGCUGUUCUUGGUCCUGAACUUGCUCCUGGAAGUAUCUUCUUUUCCCGCUGCAAGUCUGUCAUUGCAGAGAUUAGCUCCAGGCAAGAAACUGCAACACUACUUGAGAAUGUCCGCUUCACACAGCAACUAGUACUCUUUGCACCACAGGCUGUUAGUGUGCAUUCCCACAUUCAGACACUCCUCCCUACCCUCUCCUCAAGACAGCCAACAUUGAGGCAUCUUGCUCUGUCUACUGUUCGACACCUCAUAGAAAAGGACCCGGUCUCUGUCAUCAAUGAACAAAUAGAAAAUGCAUUGUUCCACAUGCUUGAUGAGGAAACUGAUGCUGAGAUUGGUCGUUUAGCUCGUACCACAAUCAUGCGGUUGCUUUAUGCAUCAUGCCCAUCAUGUCCUUCUCACUGGCUUUCAAUAUGUCGCAACAUGAUCCUUGCUUUAUCAUCAAGGGAUGCCAAGACUAGGGACAAUAUGGAUAGUGAUUCAAGUGGUCCAGGUGGUGAGACAAGAUUGCAUUUUGGUGGAGAUGAGGAAAACAUGGUCUCUAGCUCCAAAAGCCAAUCUCCUCAGAGUUAUGCAUUUGGUUAUUCCAGCAUUUAUUCCAAAGACAAACACCUUAGAUAUCGGACAAAGGUUUUUGCUGCUGAAUGCUUGAGUCAUAUACCAGAAGCUGUUGGAAAGAAUCCUGCUCAUUUUGACCUUGAUGUAACUGGAGGACAUCGUUCUGGUGAUUGGCUAGUUCUUCAUCUGCAAGAGCUCAUUUCACUGGCCUAUCAGAUCAGCACCAUUCAAUUUGAGAACAUGCGUCACAUUGGUGUAGCACUUCUAAGUACCAUUAUGGACAAGUUUGAAACUGUUUCGGACCCUGAGCUUCCUGGACACCUCCUUCUGGAGCAAUACCAGGCCCAACUUGUUUCAGCAAUUCGAACAGCAUUGGACUCAUCUUCUGGUCCUGUACUUUUGGAAGCAGGCUUACAGCUUGCAACUAAGAUAUUGACAUGUAAAAUUGUCAGUCAUGACCAACUUGCUGUAAAACGGAUAUUUUCAUUGAUCUCUCGACCUCUAAGUGAAUUUGAUGACCUCUACUACCCAUCAUUUGCAGAAUGGGUAUCAUGUAAGAUCAAAAUAAGGCUUCUGACUGCUCAUGCCUCUUUGAAAUGUUAUACAUAUACAUUCUUGAGAAACCAACAUAGUGGGAUUUCUGAUGAGUAUCUAGCUUUAUUACCGCUGUUCUCUGAAAGUUCAAAAGUUCUGGGUAUUUACUGGCUCGGUGUUUUGAAAGACUACAGUUAUGUCUGCUUCCGUUCACAUCCUAAAGAAAGUUGGAAACCAUUCCUUGAUGGAAUUCAAUCUUCAUUAGUUUCAACUAAAUUGUUGCCAUGUUUAGAGGAAUCCUGGCCCCUAAUCCUACAAGCAGUUGUAUUAGAUGCAGUUCCUACGAACUUUGUGGCUAAGGAAUCUUCUGCUACUUAUAAUGAAUCACAAAGUACCUUCAUCUCUGGAUAUAGCAUGGUUAAAGUGGGGUUAGAAGACUUUCAAUUUUUGUGGGGCUUUUCUGUUCUUGCUCUGUUUCAGGGGCAAGCUCAUUCUCUAGGUGAUUAUAUGAUGCCGAUGGGCUCUGCAGAAUCUGAAAUAAGAGAUGAAUCUUCUCUUGAUGUGAAUUCUGUAGACUCAAAGCUAUGUGACACGUUGUUGCCUGUAUUUCAUGCUCUGUCUACAGAAAGAUUUUUCAGUGCAGGAUUUCUGACUGUGGAUAUCUGUAGAGAACUGGUGCAGGCCUUCUCUUUUUCCAUUUGUGUCAAAGAUGCAUGGGACUCUCUUGCUAUCUCAGUUUUAUCACAGAUUGUUCAGCAUUGUCCCAAAGAAUUUCUCGAGACAGAAAAUUUUCCAUAUCUUGCAACAGAACUAUGUUUGGCAUUUUUCUUUAAAUUCUUCUUGAGCGAUGCAAAAUCUCAAUACCAUUCAGACUGGGAGAAUAUGAUUUCUGUGACACUUACUACUGCUGCAGUGCUUCUGAGGCGGUUUGAACCAAAGAUGGGCUUAAAGUCACUAUUGGCUUUUACAUUGGUUGGCUACAAAUGCAUUGGGUUUGCAACAACUGACAUAUGCCUUAUAAGAGUUAAAGAUUUUGUCCAGUCUAUCACUUCUUCAUUACAACAAUAUAUUACUGCUACACCUGACCUUGGAGAUGAUGAAGUCCAGUCCUUCACUACAACUACCAGAGCUUGUCUGAGUGCAAGUGCUAGUUUAAUCAAGGACUGUAUUGAGAGCAUUCACCAAUCUGAAAAUAAGAAGUCCAACAUGUUAAAACUGCUGUUGAUGAAGCUUGCUAUGUCCUUGGAGCAAACUAUUACACUGGCUAAAGUUUCCUUUGAAAUUGAACACCACAGAGAAAAUGAAGAAUAUAAACCAAUCUUAUAUACCACAUUAUGUCAUAGCACUCACUGUAUCAGGACUGCUCUUUGUGAUUCUGAGAUACAGGUUCAAGUAAUUGGCUUGCAAGUAUUGAAGGGAAUGCUACAAAGAGGGGUGACUACAGAAUCCACCUCUUUCAUAAUAUUUUUUGUUGGGGAACUUAUGGAAGAUAUUAUUGCAGUAAUCCACAAAUCCUUAAAGAAAGUGAUAAAUAGGGAAGUGGUGGCCAUUAUUGGGGAAUGCUUGAAAAUAUUGAUGCUUCUUCAGACACUGUCAAAACAUAGUGACAGUCAGAAAGGUCUUAUGAAUCUUUUCUUGGAAACUAUUCUCAUGAUUUUUACAAUACCAGAGGAUAAUUCUGAGGAAAUAAGUGAUCUUAGGAUCAUGGCUGUAAAACUGGUCUCACAACUUGCUCAAAUUUCUACUUCUGCUGUUUACUUCAAGGAUGUCUUACUGGCAAUGCCUAUAACUCGAAGACAACAACUUCAGGAUAUUAUCCGUGCAUCUGUGAAUCAAGACCAGAAUCCAAGCCAGGUGAAAUCCACUGGACCACCUUUAUUGGUGAAAUUACCUGCAAAAAUGGAGGAAACUAAAGAUCAAAAUUUCACCUCUGCAUUUCCCACAAAAGAAUCUGAAGACAACUCCUUGGAAGAAGAAGAAGAAGAUGAUGAUGAUUUUGAUGAUGAUUGGGACACUUUCCAGUCUUUUCCUGCCUCUGUCAAUGGGGAUCCUCCAACUUCUGAAAUAGCAGUAGAUUCGAAUUUGACCACGAAUUCAUCAGUUUCAAAUAGUGAUUCAGGAAAUAAUGACCUUGAGACACAGAAUAGUUCCAAACCAUUGUACAUGGUAGAAGAACUCAAUCUCCAAGAUGAAACGGCAGCUGGAGAGAACUAUGAAUUUGCUACAAGUAGCAGUGACCAGAUACAAGAGCCCCAUGAUUGCCAAGAUAAUUUAGACCACACUGAGGAACCUGUCACUUCUGAGCAGAAGGGUACCAUAGAGUUGAGCCAGGAAGGUGAACAUGUCUCACCCAUUCAACCUGUUGUUGAGGUGAAAGAAAAAGACUCCGAGUCAUCUCAAGGAACAGGGCUAAAAAUUGUUUCCACUAGUGAUUCAUCUUUGCCAGAGAGUUUGCACAGUACAGAGACACUAUCUGAUGAGGAAAGUUGUAGAGUUGGAGUAGAUGAUAGGAAUGGAGAUAAACCUGCCAAGGAACUUGAUGAUCAACAUGACAAGGAGACAGAUAUCAAGGACCGAAACAUAGAUAAAGACUCAACGGAUAAUAUCCAUUCUUCAGAAGAUACAGAAGGUUGAAAGAAAGUCUUUAUAUAUCAGAGACUGAUAAUCAAUAGACUCUGCAAAGUCAAAUAAUUGGUAUGUUGUUUCUCACUGUUGCUGUUUUAUGACCUUAGCAAUCAUGAGGAAGCAUUUUCCCCUACAGACAUACAUAAUGAUACUGGGAAUGAUAAAUCUGACCAACAAUACUCCAGAGUGGCCCAAAGUGAAAUUUGUUGUUGUUACGCUUAUCAUUAUGAUUAUCAUAUGUAUGUAAAAUAGUCUCUUGAUUUCAGAACACUUGGAAUACAAAACCUUUUGCAAUGCCAACAAUAGAUGUGAUUAAACUUCUCCCUAUGGCUAGUCUGUAAUACAAUCAUUUCUUAGACAAAUUUCAGCUUGCUGUAUGUUCUGGAACUGUUCUCAUUUCAAUUCAUUUCUUGUUUGCCCUCUUGUGUA
Molecule: messenger RNA, 7234 nt
Organism: Ipomoea triloba (trilobed morning glory)
Lineage: Eukaryota; Viridiplantae; Streptophyta; Magnoliopsida; Solanales; Convolvulaceae
Product: protein SWEETIE
Exons: 48
Coding region: 152-6814 (2220 amino acids)
Biological process (GO): carbohydrate metabolic process
Source: RefSeq, a predicted model, not a curated record